This is a messenger RNA of Mya arenaria, 1638 nucleotides long. Its product is annotated as SRR1-like protein. The coding region runs from base 1 to 795 and encodes 264 amino acids. Gene Ontology annotation, biological process: microtubule-based process. Lineage: Eukaryota; Metazoa; Mollusca; Bivalvia; Myida; Myidae. Gene Ontology annotation, cellular component: cytoplasm; nucleus. The record is from RefSeq and is a predicted model, not a curated record. The transcript is spliced from 8 exons.
AUGGCUGCCUUCGUUCCGGUGAAAUGCCGAAAACCAAAGAAAAAGCCUCCUACGGAAAUAAAAAAGGACAGUGUGAUAAAGAGGUUGACAGAAAUAAAGUAUGACCUAUCGUCUACACAGUUUUAUAAGAACCUCAAUGAUAGUUUAAGGAGCCAUUUUGAAGAAUGCGGGACCAACUUAGACAUUGUAUGUUAUGGACUGGGAAGUUUUGUUGAGUCAUACAUCGCUAAAUAUCAACUGGCCCUGUUACAUGCUCUGAGAGAAAAUUUACAGGUAAGGUCCGAACAGUGUGAAGUUUAUGAUCCAAUUUUCACUGCCGAUGAGAAGGGCGUGUUAGAUGAGCUGGGAUUUACAGUGUUAAGUAAAAAUGAGGAAGGCAAAAGACAGUGUAACCCAGACCGGACCACAUUGUUCUAUCUUCCGCACUGCGGUAAAGCUCUGUAUAACAAUGUGUUGUGGGCUAACUGGGGUCCCCAGCUAGGAAGGGUUGUCAUUGUUGGGAACAGCUUUGACUCCAUGAUAGAGAGGACUCCUCAACGAAUACUGGAGCACACUGCAAAUUAUGUAGUAAAGAUUAAACAAUAUACCAAAGAAUCUCCAUUAGCUGUUCCUGAUCAAUACAAUGAUGUGUUCAAUGACACAAGUGUGAUGAGUUUUCCUGACGAUUUACUUCAAGAAGUGGACUCUGAUAUCUGGAAGGAGAAUGCAGAACCUGUGUAUGAAACUGAUGAUGCAGAAAUAGUGCUUGAUAAGAAUAAAACAGAUGAAAUGUUUAUUACAGAAUACUUAGAAUAAUAAUAAUAAUAAUAAUAACUUUAUUUAAAGAAGGUAACACAUUAAGACAUAGGCAUCAUAUUAUAAACAAACAUAACACACGACUUAUUUACAAUGUGGCCUUCUGAAAGAAACAUACACACGCACACACACAUAAAUGCUUAGAAUGAAAAUGCAAGCCAUAAAUCUAUGUUAUUUCAAAAGGGUAUGUAUUAAAAUGUUAUACGAAAACAUAAAGAAACAUGAAUAAAAUACAUUAAUUAUAACAUCAAUGCCGAACAAUACAUCAAUUUGUACCUAAAGGUUAACAAAUCAUAUCAUUAAAAUUAAUUAACUUACAGUAGGACAGUCACACAUGUAUUUAACACCUUACUCGAGAUAUAUAUAAUGUAAAAACAAUAGUCAUGGAAUUAUGCGUACAAUUUUUACAACGGUUUUUGCAAUUGAUUAUGUAAAAAGAACUUUUUGCAGCAGGCUUUAAAUGUCUUUUCCGUGUUCGAUUUACGUAUUCGUUCUGGUAAAGAGUUCCAAACUGUCCCACUGUAGCAUGCAAACGAGUGUUUCUUGUAUUGAGUUUUAUGUCGAAUGUGGGCAAUGUCUUGUCGCGUAGAAGAUUGCAAUCCAUAUCUUGUAUUGUUUGAUAACUUUAUAAUGUCUCUUAUAUAACUCGGUGUAAGAUUGUUAAUAGAUUUAUAUACCAUAACAGCCGUCUUAUAUAUAUAAGAUGAAAUAUCUCUAAGAUUAUGGUGUACUUUUAAAUUGAUAAUAUUUUUAAGAUGUGUGUCAAAUACUCAUUUCGAUAUGUUAUGGAUAGUUAAAAUUUGUAAAUUGUUUUGUUUGCUGGCAAAUAAAAGUUUCUAAAUC